This is a messenger RNA of Zingiber officinale, 1199 nucleotides long. RefSeq lists its product as uncharacterized. NCBI's taxonomy places the organism in Eukaryota, Viridiplantae, Streptophyta, Magnoliopsida, Zingiberales, Zingiberaceae. The annotation marks the transcript as partial. Gene Ontology annotation, biological process: protein phosphorylation. The record is from RefSeq and is a predicted model, not a curated record. The transcript is spliced from 2 exons. Gene Ontology annotation, molecular function: ATP binding; protein kinase activity.
UACAGGUAUAUUAUUAGUUUGGUUGGGAGCAUCUUGAAACUCCAUGGAAAUGGGAUUCUGCUACUCAAUCUUAAGCCUGGCAAUUUCCUUCUCGACAAGAACAAUGAGGCAGUGAUAGGAGAUUUUGGGAUUCCGCUUGUAAUGCAUGGGCUUUCAUUGCCAUCUUCAGACCUUAUUCAGAGACUUGACACUCCAAACUACAUGGCGAAAGUGAUGCUGAUGAUCAGAAAGCUGAAAAAACUGAAGGACCAACUUCAGGCCGGUGAUACUGUUUGCCCUCGGAAGGCCAGAAACUUGUGCAAUUCAGAGAGCAUGGAGAAUCCAAUCUCAGAGGGAAUCAUUGUCGGGAAGGGUAGUGAUGACUACCUUCUCAUUCGAGUUCACGGAAUGGCAAUUCACAAUCCUUUAAGAGUGCACUAUUCUACAAUGGAGAGGGUGACCUAUGGCUUUGUUGUUGGCGAUUGGGUACGUGCAAGUGAUGAGGACAAGAAGUGCUCUUUGGUUGGCAUCCUUCAUAGCAUAGAGCGUGAUGGAAAGGUCACAGUCGGUUUCAUCGGAAUGGACACACUUUGGCACGGUCAUUAUUCGGAACUUCAAAUUGCAGAAUCACACUAUACUGGCCAAUUUCUGAAAGUGAAAUCAAGCAUCUCCACCCCAAGGUUCGAGUGGCCUCACAAGCCUGGAGGAGAGUGGGCAACCGGUAAGGUUUCCAAGAUCCACCCAAACGGUUACCUCGUGGUUAAAUUCCCCGGCAGGUUUAGCUUCGGAGAAGCUAGUAACUACCUCGCCGACCCUUCAGAAGUGGAAGUAGUAAACUUCAAGAAAUGCGAGGGGUUGCUUAAGAAGUACCAGCAUCUUGAAGACUUCCAUUGGGCUGUGAGGCCGUUGGUUAUUGCAUUUGGGUUGUUCACGGCACUGAAGCUGGGGUCGGUCGCCGUGAAAAGCACAAGCAAGUCGGGGAGGAAGAAGACCAGCAAGUUUGAUCCACUCCACUUGCCCGAACCGAUGCUCCUUUGUCUGAACUGAUGGUCUAACUGGUCUGCCCAGCUGCCCACCCCGUUCGACCAAAUGACCUGACCUAGAGAAGGGGUAUUUAUUUUACCCUAUGUAGACACACACACAAAUAAUCUCUUUGUAAAAUAAUGUUCCUGUAAAAAUCUUUCUUUCGAAAAUAUUCAACACAAAAUAAUUUAUACGAA